AGUCCUCCACCAUCUACCCUCACGUAUCACUCCUUUUUUCCCUGGAUGCUUUAAUAUUCUUCUAGUAUCAUGAGAAGGACCCAGCAAAGGACGUACAUGGAUACCUGAACCAAUUAAGACCAGACGUCACUGCUUCAGCUUUUUCACUACUGGGCAUCCAGCAGCUCCAGAGUUUGUGGACUUGUUCAGAUCAAAAUGGACUUUUAGACUAAUCAAGAAACAUCUUCUUUUCACCCUUUUUUCACUUUAUAUCACAUUUUGUAGCCAAUGUAGGCUUUGUCCUAGACUUUGUCCUGGUUCAUUUUCAAUUUUACAGUAAGUACAUUUCUUAGAUUUGAUAUAAGACUUUCAACUUUUCUUCAGUAACUGAACAUCGUUUGCAUAGCUGUCUUUUAUUUUGUCUUUAUUUGUGAGCCAGGCAUCUUUCUUACUUUUCUUGAGUGACUUUUCUUAAUAGUUUUGAUUCAAUAGACAAUUCCUGUUCUCAGUCAUCCAGCCUGGAUUUACAGUAGGACCUACACUUUCAUCCACGGUCUCUGAACCAGUCCUAUUUUUUCCUUACCAAUCCCUCAAAACUACUUCAACGGUCAGUCACUCCUCCAUCCAGGGCUAUGAGAGGAAGAGACAAGACCCAGCUCACAUCAACAUGCAGGAGUUGAGGAGAGAAAAUGGGAGUUGGGCUGGCAAUGUUCAAGGGACUGUAUCUUCACUCCUCCGCCAUGCUUGUCAGCCUCCACCUCUCCUCUUCUCCUUUCUCCGACUGUCGCGUCCUGUCUUUCGUCUCCCUGGCUUCUUCCUCCAAACCGCCCCUCUCCCUCUCGCUCCUUCUCCUCUCUCUCUUCUUCUUCCCCACCUGCGAGUCUCGCCGUGGAGGUGGGAUCGGGACGCCCAUCGGAGGCAUGAGCGGCGGCGACCGCAGCCAAGCGAUAAUCAGUCCUCCUCAUUAUCCUCCACCAGGAGUCAAUCCAGUGGGUCCUCCUUUGCCACCAAAGUUUGCUCAAGGCCUUAGCAUCGCAGUGAUCCUUGUGGGAAACUCCAGCGAGGGGUCCCUCUCUGAAGGUCUGGAGAAAGAGGACUUCCUCCACGUGCCUCUCCCUCCGAAAGUCGAAUUAGUCACGAUGAACGAAACCGACCCCAAGAGUAUCAUAAACCGCAUCUGUGCUCUGAUGUCACGGAACUGGCUCCAGGGUGUGGUGUUUGGGGACGAUACCGAUCAGGAGGCCAUCGCCCAGAUAUUGGACUUCAUCUCAGCUCAGACGCACAUCCCCAUCCUGGGCAUCCGUGGAGGCUCUUCCAUGAUCAUGGCAGCCAAGGAUGACCAUUCCAUGUUCUUCCAGUUUGGUCCCUCUAUAGAGCAGCAAGCCUCUGUCAUGCUUAACAUAAUGGAGGAAUAUGACUGGUACAUAUUCUCCAUCGUCACCACCUACUACCCUGGAUACCAGGACUUUGUCAAUCGGAUCCGGAGUACCGUCGAGAACAGUUUUGUUGGCUGGGAGCUGGAAGAGGUGCUGCUGUUGGACAUGUCAGUAGAUGAUGGUGACUCAAAGAUCCAGAACCAGAUGAAGAAGCUCCAAAGUCCUGUUAUACUACUGUACUGCACAAAAGAAGAAGCCAUGACCAUUUUCGAGGUGGCCCAUUCUGUCGGCCUCACUGGUUAUGGUUACACCUGGAUCGUACCAUCUCUGGUGACAGGGGAUGCAGAUAAUGUACCCAGCGUCUUUCCAACAGGUUUGAUCUCUGUUUCCUACGAUGAGUGGGACUACGGACUGGAGGCUCGAGUGCGUGAUGCUGUAGCCAUAAUCGCCAUGGCAACCUCCACAAUGAUGCUGGAUCGGGGUCCUCACACGCUGCUUAAGUCUGGAUGCCACGGCACACCUGACAAGAAAGGCAGCAAGUCAGGAAACCCCAACGAGGUGCUGAGGUACCUCAUGAAUGUGACAUUUGAAGGGCGCAACCUCUCCUUCAGUGAGGAUGGUUUUCAGAUGCACCCAAAGUUGGUUAUUAUACUGUUAAAUAAGGAGAGGCAGUAUGAAAGGGUCGGUAAAUGGGAGAAUGGGUCUCUGACAAUGAAGUACCACGUGUGGCCACGGUUUGAGAUCUACUCGGAUGCUGAGGAGCGGGAGGACGACCACCUGUCCAUUGUUACGCUGGAGGAGGCUCCAUUUGUUAUUGUGGAGGAUGUUGACCCCCUCAGUGGCACCUGCAUGAGAAAUACAGUGCCGUGCAGAAAACAGCUCAAACUCCUAAAUCAGACAAGAGAUUCAGGGAUCUACAUUAAACGUUGUUGCAAGGGCUUCUGUAUAGACAUCCUCAAAAAGAUUGCCAAGUCUGUAAAAUUCACCUACGAUCUCUACCUGGUGACCAAUGGGAAGCACGGCAAAAAGAUAAACGGCACAUGGAAUGGCAUGGUUGGAGAGGUGGUGUUGAAGAAUGCCCACAUGGCAGUGGGGUCCCUGACCAUUAAUGAAGAGAGGUCAGAGGUCAUUGACUUCUCUGUGCCCUUCAUAGAGACGGGAAUUAGUGUCAUGGUCUCUCGUAGCAAUGGCACAGUGUCACCUUCUGCCUUUUUAGAGCCCUUCAGCGCUGAUGUCUGGGUAAUGAUGUUCGUUAUGCUGUUGAUAGUUUCAGCUGUGGCUGUCUUCAUUUUUGAGUACUUCAGUCCUGUUGGCUAUAAUCGCUGCUUGGCAGAUGGACGAGAGCCUGGCGGUCCUUCCUUCACCAUUGGAAAAGCUAUUUGGCUACUUUGGGGUUUGGUCUUCAAUAACUCUGUGCCCGUGCAGAACCCCAAAGGCACUACUAGCAAGAUCAUGGUCUCGGUCUGGGCCUUCUUCGCUGUGAUUUUCCUGGCCAGCUACACUGCCAACCUGGCCGCAUUUAUGAUUCAAGAGGAAUAUGUGGACCAGGUGACUGGCCUGAGUGAUAAAAAGUUUCAACAUCCGAAUGACUUCUCCCCUCCAUUCCGCUUUGGUACUGUGCCCAAUGGCAGCACAGAGAGAAACAUAAGGAACAACUACAAAGAGAUGCACUCCUAUAUGACCAGCUUCCACCAGAAGAACGUAAACGAGGCCCUCCACAGCCUGAAGUCGGGUAAAUUGGAUGCAUUCAUCUACGACGCAGCGGUCUUGAACUACAUGGCCGGACGUGAUGAAGGCUGUAAACUGGUGACCAUCGGCAGUGGUUAUAUCUUUGCUACUACAGGGUAUGGCAUUGCCAUUCAGAAAGACUCAGGCUGGAAGAGGGCAGUGGACCUCGCCAUUCUGCAGCUCUUUGGAGAUGGUGAGAUGGAGGAACUUGAGGCCCUGUGGCUGACUGGCAUCUGCCACAAUGAGAAAAAUGAGGUGAUGAGCAGUCAGCUGGAUGUAGACAACAUGGCAGGUGUGUUCUACAUGCUGGGAGCUGCAAUGGCCCUGUCCCUAAUCACAUUCAUCGCAGAGCACCUCUUCUACUGGCAACUGCGAUUCUGCUUCAUGGGUGUGUGCUCAGGCAAGCCCGGCUUCACCUUCUCGAUCAGCAGGGGCAUCUACAGUUGCAUCCAUGGUGUUCAGAUUGAAGAGAACAAAUCAGCCCUUAACUCACCAUCGGCCACUAUGAACAUGAGCAUGAACAACACCCACUCCAACAUUCUCCGUUUGUUGCGUACUGCCAAAAACAUGACCUCUGUGCCUGGGGUCAAUGGUUCACCUCGCAGCGCAUUGGACUACAGCCAUCGUGAGUCAGCCGUUUAUGACAUCAGUGAACACCGGCGCAGCCUAGCAGGCCACACAGACUGCAAGCCUCCACCAUACCUGCCAGAGGAUAACAUGUUCAGCGACUAUGUAAGCGAAGUGGAGAGGACUUUUGGGAAUUUGCACCUGAAGGACAGCAACCUGUACCAGGAUCAUUACCUACACCACCAUGGGGGCACGGGAUCCGAACUGGCUCUCGAUAAGGUGAACCAGAACCCAUUCAUCCCAACCUUCGGCGACGACCAGUGUCUAUUACACGGCGCCAAAUCAUACUACAUCAAAAAGCAGCAGGCACAGCAGCAGCAGCAACAGAUGCCACAACAGCAGCAGCAGCAACAGCUCCUCAACAACAGUCGGGCUGACUUCCGGGGCUCCAUGGGGGUGACUUCCUAUUUGCCUGCCUCCGCAACUUCUGGGGUGUUGUCCAAUGUGGCCCCUCGGUUCCCCAAGGAGCUAUGUCUGGGCGGGCCUCUUGGCAACCACCACGGUGGAGGACCUAGCAACAACAAGCUGCUGUCAGCAAGGGAUGGGUUAGGAAUGGGUCAAGGACAGAGACCGUUUAAUGGCUCGAGCAACGGACAUGUUUACGAGAAGCUUUCCAGUAUAGAGUCUGAUGUCUGAAGAGGGGAGUCAGAAACAGAUAGAAAUGCAGAAAAGAAGCCAACGGACAUGCGGAAUGAUGAUUGAGAGAAAACUGAUGAAAAGGCAGUGUGUAAUUAGUUCCUUCAUGCUCACAAAAAGAAGAGGAAACCGUAUGUGAGGAACUGACUCAUGCUUUCAUUAAGUUAUGCGGAUCAUGCGCUGCCAAGCAUACGUAUGUAAAUAGAGCGAGGGGACCUGCCCACUGUCGAAAAGUUGAGAUUAGGGGGAAAAACCUGUUUAUUCCUCUCUUUUAUUCUCAUGUUUUUUGUAUAUCCCACUAUUUUCCUGCUCCGAACAUCAAAAUUGCAGCCAAUCCAGAUGGAGACAACCAUGUACAAUCCUUUGUACAAUUGUG
Molecule: messenger RNA, 4722 nt
Organism: Sinocyclocheilus rhinocerous
Lineage: Eukaryota; Metazoa; Chordata; Actinopteri; Cypriniformes; Cyprinidae
Product: glutamate receptor ionotropic, NMDA 2B-like
Exons: 17
Coding region: 669-4346 (1225 amino acids)
Biological process (GO): monoatomic ion transport
Cellular component (GO): membrane
Molecular function (GO): signaling receptor activity; ligand-gated monoatomic ion channel activity
Source: RefSeq, a predicted model, not a curated record